Molecule: messenger RNA, 429 nt
Organism: Cetraspora pellucida
Lineage: Eukaryota; Fungi; Glomeromycota; Glomeromycetes; Diversisporales; Gigasporaceae
Source: the annotation of a GenBank genome assembly
AUGUUAUAUAAUAUAAAUCCUUAUAGUAGUAUGUUUAGACAAGUCAGUAACAUACAUAGAUUAGAUUCAUCUUUAGAUUUAAAAAUGAUUAUUACUAAUAAUAGAAGAGAAGAUCCUAGGCAUUAUAAUAUUCCUACUAUAUCAGAAAUUGCAGUUAUUAUGAUUAGUGAUAAACAAACUAAUAAGCUAUUUAAUUAUGAUAGUGUUUACACUUAUGUGAAAAAAGAUUACAAAGAAUAUCAGAGCUACAUCCUUGUUUCUUUUUCUUCAUCUUCACUUCAAAGUUCUAUAAACAAUAGAGAUCAUUUAAAUAUUAAUAAAGAUAAAUUAAAUAUUUUAAGAAAACAUAUAAAUGUUAUGAAUUAUGUUACUUACAGAUUACAUCUUGAUUGCCUGAGUGAAGCUGUAGUCCUAUAUCAAUUUAGAUAG